AUAAGCCGUGAAAUAGGAAAUGAAACGUCGCAAGGACUCUUUAACUGACCUGGAAAUCGAGCCGAGGAAGAUUUACACUUCCUUCUUAUGAGACAGAUUUUGCAACAAGACCUUUAUGUGCUGUGGUUGACUGGCAAGUAGGAAAAACGUAUUUUGCAUCAGAAAAGCUGAGGCUAAGCCGCUAAGGCCCUAUUUACAUAGUUGUACAUUGCUCCUGCAAUCAUGGGUUGUUGUGGGAAAGACCAAGAUGAUGAUAACAUAGAGAUGAAUGCCAAAGGCGAUGGAGGAGGAAAGCAAGGGAAAUAUGGAGCCCCAAGGAAAUAUGAUCCAACAUUCAAUGGUCCCAUUAAAAAUAGGGGUUGCACGGACAUUAUAUGCUGUAUUUUGUUCGUCUUGUACAUUGUGGGAAUGGUCAUUGUUGGAGCCCUAGCAUUUGUUUGGGGAGAUCCAAUGAAACUCAUUAACCCAACAGACAGUAAAGGCCGAGUCUGUGGAAAGGAUGCAGCAGUUGCGAGUAAGCCAUACCUCUUCUAUUUCGAUUUGACGGAAUGUGUCCCAUCAGGCUUUGACGCUUCCACAGCUGUCGCAACGAUCACAAAUUGUCCCACAUACACGGUAUGUGUUAGCAAAUGCCCUGAAAAGAAUACUGCCGCUUUGUUAGCCAAGAAAGAUGAGAUCAUCUGUAAAGAUGACCAUGUCCCAGGCCUGUGGGAUUCCAUGAGUUACAGUCAAAAGAAAUACGAAAUUUUUACGAAUAAAUCUUGUGCACCAUACACGUUGCAAAGUAGCGAUGUUGUGUCCAGAUGCAUACCAACAGUUAUUGGAACUACUCUCUCAAGCUUUUUGUCGACAAACAAAGGAAGUCUUAGUGAAGAUGGGAGCAAGAAUAUAACGCAGAAAGAUGUUGAAAAUGGCAAUAUAGCAGCUGCAAUCUUGCUGAAUCUUCAAAAUCUUGGAAAGAAGGUCAUCCAAGAUGUUCAGACUUCCUGGUACUGGAUUUUAGCGGGCCUUGGAAUUGCAAUGGUUGCGUCCUUUCUCUACAUUUUAGUUAUGCGAUGGGUUGCUGGCAUCCUUGUGUGGCUAACCACUUAUGCAGUGCUAACUCUUAUUGGAUACGGUACUUACUAUUGUUACAAUGAAUACGAUCGUUUGAAGAAGAUGGACUCAAAUCAAAGCUUGCAAUUUCAGUUCUCCACCAAUCUAUCUUCCUACAAAGACAAAAAAGAGACAUGGCUGGCCUUUACUAUUAUUCUUGGCGUCACUCUUGGAAUUCUUCUCCUACUGCUUUUGGCAUUAAGAUCACGAAUUCGUAUCGCAAUUCAAAUCAUCAAGGAAGCCAGCAAGGCCAUUUCAAGAAUGAUCUCAACACUGUUCUUCCCUAUCAUUCCUUGGAUUUUUCAAGUUAUUCUCUUCACGUGGUUUGUCGGUGUACUUACAUACUUGGUCACGUCAGGAGAUGCCAGUUACAAGCAAGUUAAAAACGGGACCGUUACGACUGCUCUUUGUAAAGCUGCGGACGCCUUGAGUUCGGUAAACGACCAAAAUGUUUCUUGCAAUUUCAUCGAAUACAAGACAAACGACAAUCUCCUGCGGAUGCAAGUCUUUCACCUCUUUGGAUGGUUCUGGCUGAUGAAUUUCAUUGUCGCCUUUGGACAGUGCGUUCUUGCAGGGGCGUUCGCCUCUUGGUACUGGGCAUGGGAUAAAAAAACUGAUGUUCCAACACUGCCUCUUCUUGCAUCAAUGGGACGAACUCUGAGAUACCACACCGGAUCCCUUGCUUUUGGUUCAUUGAUCAUUGCCAUCAUCCAGCUAAUCAGAGCUGGACUGGAAUACUUGGACCACAAAUUAAAUGGACCUGGAACUCAGCCAGGACCAGUUACAAAGUUCCUUAUCAAGUGUCUCAAGUGCUGUUUCUGGUGCUUUGAAAAGUUCAUCAAAUUCUUGAACAAGAAUGCUUAUAUCGAGAUUGCGGUAUAUGGAAAAAACUUCUGCACGUCUGCAAAGAACGCAUUCCUGUUGCUUAUGCGAAAUGUGAUCAGAGUCGUUGUGUUGGACAAAGUCACCGACUUCUUGCUAUUUAUUGGCAAACUGACAGUUGUCAUGGGAAUAGCUGUUGGCAGCUUCUACUGGUUCAAAGACCGAAAAGAUUUAAACUACUACCUUGCCCCAGUGAUGAUCAUCACCGUUGGCGCCUACAUGAUCGUUUCAGCCUUCUUCAGUGUUUACGAAAUGUCCAUUGACACGAUAUUCCUGUGUUUCCUUGAAGACAGCGAGCGUCACGAUGGCUCACCAGAAAAGCCGUACUAUAUGUCAAAAUCCUUAAAGAAAAUUCUUGGAAAGAAGAAUAAAAAGAGCGAUGAUGAUGAUGAUUGAACUUGUUGAGUAGGCGGAUGUAAAUGGGGGCGAUUAACUCUGCAAUUCUUUUCCCUUUCAAAGUAUACAUUACAUUAUACUAAUGUUUUAUGUUUGGUGUGAUGUAAUAUUUCAGUCAGUUUUGCACUAUAACGUGUUUAGUCUUUCCUAAGACAGGUAUUUCUACAUUUUCAUCGUAUAUCAGAUAACUUACGGCUUAUGACUGUUUAGAAAAUUAAAGUUAGAGCAACAUUGGGUCACUAAUGAAAUACCUUCUACACUAGAAAUGAGUAAUGUAAAUACACUGUGUAUAUUUACAUUACCAAGCAAUUGCAUUACCCAAACCUGCAGUUGUUUGCAUGUUGAAGGAGAAUUUCACGACUUUUCUCAUAUUUAGACUGUAAAAUGCUUGAGCUUGAUGUUUUCGCCAAUGAUUUGAAAAUUCGCCUAAUUCAACUUUUGCUUUUGUCAAGUUUAUUUAUCGUAAUGCAAAUUUUUUCAAAUACUGACAUUUGCGGCCAUGAUUAACUAAAGUACGCUCGACAAUUGGCACUUUUUACUUUUCAAGACCUCUUCAUACAAUGCACAUUGACAGUUUAACCCUUAUCCUUUCUGUGAGUAUUCUCUACAAAGAUUACUGUGUAUAUGAUACCUUUGUUUGCCACAGUAAAUAAUUUGAUGUACUUUUGCCACAGUAAAUGAUCAGUGCCAUUCUAACUUAAGAGAAUCUAGAUAAUAAGUGCCAAUCUAUAAAGAUUUAGAUAAAAAGUUAGUUAUGCCCAGCACUUUGUUCACGUUCAUGAUCCGUAGCUGUCUGGAUGUAGAAAAGCGGUAAUGAUUCGAAGCACGUGCUUUCUACCUCUUUUUAAAAACGAGGCAAGAAACGUUUAAGUGAGUCGACAGAAAGCACAAAUACGAAAAAUUAAAUUAUCAAAAAUAAUUUUCUAUUAUUGUGCCCAAGCAAAUAGGGGGGUCUUUUACUACCUAACUAGUAAUGGGUCUACUUUGCCUGUUGUGUGGCUUUUUCAUUUUUCUCAAAGGUUAUGUGAUCUGGCACUUCAGGUAUUAAGAGGUUUUUAAGCACUGAACAUUUAAACUUGUUUCCUUGUUUUUAUGGGUUUAUUGAUUAUUAAAUCUAAGAAGUUGUAAUAUUGUAAAGUUGGUAUGAAAUUAUUAAUCAGUGAUGCUAAUAUUAAUGUCCUUAUUUUGAGUAAA
This is a messenger RNA of Rhopilema esculentum, 3567 nucleotides long. Its product is annotated as choline transporter-like protein 4. The record is from RefSeq and is a predicted model, not a curated record. NCBI's taxonomy places the organism in Eukaryota, Metazoa, Cnidaria, Scyphozoa, Rhizostomeae, Rhizostomatidae. Gene Ontology annotation, cellular component: membrane. Gene Ontology annotation, biological process: transmembrane transport. Gene Ontology annotation, molecular function: transmembrane transporter activity.